CUUUUUCAUGUUCUAAAUUCUUUUUCAAUAUUCUGUCCAAUUUCUUCAACGAUCGAGACAAAAUUUUCACCUUUUAUGAGAAAACCCUCGUCAAAAUCUGAAUGACUCUGAUCUCUGCACCGAAGAUUCCAGUUUUUUCUGGUGGUUAUGGAUCUUGAUAGGUGGUUCUCUUCUGCGUAUCCUCCAGAACCACUUGUGCACCCCUAUCUGUUGUCCCAAAUUAGUUCAUUUGUAGACAAUUCACUUCAGCAUUCGGGAUACCUUUACAUGUCUGGAAGUAUGGCAAUCCGAGAUGCUUUCAACUGUAUGUCAAAGUAUAGCAGCGCAAUGCUGUUGUGCUUUGCUGGCAAGUCAAAUUUUGAUAGUAAUCUCCGCUCACCAGGCGAGCCUUUUGGUUCAUAUACAAGAAGCUGUAAAUCUUAUGCACGAGUAAAUUACAUUGCCUCUGCAAGACAUAAUAUCUCAAUACUGGGCCGUACUUUCAGAUUAACAGGAAAAAGUUUUAUCCCUGUACUUUACAAGUUUACAAAUUCCAGUCUAGGAAAACUGUGCGAACACCCCCCGGGAGAGCUUCAGUCGAUUUCUAUGCUCUCAUUAGCUGCAGCUUUGGUACCAUCAUUAGACAAAGUGUCCAUGAAACCGGAGAAUGAGUUGUAUGUUCAGAUGGAAAAGGAAACUGCACAUAUGCAGGGUUGCACAGAUCAGAGUCCCAGCAAAGUUGAGCAUCAGGGAUGUGAUGAUAUUUGCUUCAAUGGAAAAAUAAAUGGUUCUAGACAUAUAGUGGAGCCAAGUACUGGCAUUGAGUUCCCGGCUAUAUUGGACGACUAUUCGGCCCAUGAGACCAACUAUACCGGGCUGUCAGAGGUUCUUGUUGGAACUGGAUCCAAAACGAUGAAAAUAAUUAAGAUCAAGUCUUUGAAGGUCUAUGCAUUUGGUUUCUAUGUACAUCCUUGUGAUGUAUGUGAGAAAUUGGGUUCAAGCUACUCUUCUAUCGCAGCUUGCGAAUUAGAUAAACGUCAUAGCCUCUAUCAGGAUCUUCUCAGGGAGGAUAUUGGCAUGACAGUUAGACUUGUGGUUAGUGUCAACGGGAUAAAAAUUAGUACAGUUAAAAAUGCUUUUGAAAAAUCCCUUCGAGCUCGAUUGAUGAAGACAAACCCCAACAAUGAUUUAGACUGCCUCAAAAAAUUUGGUUCUCUUUUCUCACAAGAUUAUCCUAUAUGCGCGGGAACAACUAUAUAUAUUAGGAGAACAGUGGAUGGUCAUUUAAUCACCGAAAUUGGAGGCCACCAGAUUGGAGCAGUUCAUAGCAGGGAUUUGUGUAGAGCUUUCUUUGACAUGUACAUAGGAGAUCUUCCGAUUUGUGCAGAAACAAAAGAUGAGAUAGGGAGAAAUGUGGCAACUAUAUUAGGACAUUGCUAAGCUAGUUUAUUUAGGUUCAGCCGAGCUGCACAUGCCACAGGGCACAUGCAUGAUAUAUGUUGCCAUGGACUCUGCUUGCUGCUGCUGGAGGAGUUGAGUUUAUCUUGUUCUGAUUUUUAAUUUAAUCCCGUUUAUCAAUUGUAACUGGUAUCAGUGGACAGUGGCUUAAUUUGCCGAGAAGAAGUAUGAAAGAUGUAACUUUGCUUCUUAG
Molecule: messenger RNA, 1630 nt
Organism: Daucus carota subsp. sativus
Lineage: Eukaryota; Viridiplantae; Streptophyta; Magnoliopsida; Apiales; Apiaceae
Product: fatty-acid-binding protein 2
Exons: 10
Coding region: 148-1419 (423 amino acids)
Cellular component (GO): chloroplast stroma
Molecular function (GO): intramolecular lyase activity; fatty acid binding
Source: RefSeq, a predicted model, not a curated record